AUGAAAUCUAUUUCAUUGGCUUUAUUUGGCUUGUUCACUGUUUUAUUCAUUAAUGGUCUUCCAUUUAAUGUCAAAAGCAACGAUGGAAGUGAUUGUAACUACAUUUCUGCUACAGAUCCUUGUGAUACAUGGUACAAGCAGCAAGGUAAUUCCACAACUCUUGUGGAUGGAACACCAAAACCACCAUGUCAAAUUUCAAAAGACUUUACGAGCCCAUUGCCUAAUGUUGCUGGUAAUUGGAUAACAGAUGAAACAUGUAAUCCAAAGCAGAUUAUUGGCAAAUGUCUAUUCCAUCCAGGGGCAUACGGCUGUUAUCGAAGUUGUGUAGGUACAACAGGACCAAGUGGUCAAGCAUGUUAUGACAUAAAUGGUAAAUUUAUUGAACAGUCUCAACCAGGUGCUGGUUCAGUUGACGCAGAAACUAUAUGUGGUAACUCACUGCCCCAGGGCGUAAAACACUUUUGUGCUGAUGUUUUGCCAUAUAUUCUAUGUUGUGAAUUUCCUGGUACUAGUUCACCAGACAAUUGCAACAAAUACAAUCAAGCACGUCCAGUAGGAACAUGUCAAGGUACAUCUGCUUUUUGA
Adineta steineri is the source of this 585-nucleotide messenger RNA. Lineage: Eukaryota; Metazoa; Rotifera; Eurotatoria; Adinetida; Adinetidae. The record is from the annotation of a GenBank genome assembly.